Equus quagga is the source of this 702-nucleotide messenger RNA. RefSeq names its product transmembrane protein 225 (gene TMEM225). Bases 1 to 702 code for a protein of 233 amino acids. The transcript is spliced from 4 exons. Gene Ontology annotation, biological process: negative regulation of phosphatase activity. NCBI's taxonomy places the organism in Eukaryota, Metazoa, Chordata, Mammalia, Perissodactyla, Equidae. The record is from RefSeq and is a predicted model, not a curated record.
AUGGUGCAUAUAUCAACUAGAAAUAUCCAGGCCACCAACAUGUUGUUCUCCUCCUGGGCCUUAGUCUUCUUGGCAGUAGGAAUCAUCAUAGAAGAAUGGGUUGAACUGAAAUUUGAAACAAAAAACGAUACGAUAAGCCACAGUCCAUGGAUAUGUUGCACCACUGUUUGGCCAGAAGAUAAUCUGAAAGUGGUCAGGAUUCUGAUGAUUUGGGUCCUGUCCCUUUCCUUCUUCCAUAACAUGUUCCUGGGUUUGGAAUUCACCUAUCUGAUUCCUCAAACUAAACUUGUCCUCUUCGUCAAUGUCUUCCUCAGUUUCUUAUUAGGUAUCCUUCUGCUCUGUGCUCUUCUACAUUAUCACCGAAAUCUAAGGCAAGGUCAAUCCGUGUACUAUGCUAGUUACAAGAUCACCUGGAUCAUUUUCACUGUCUACUUAAAUGUUUUCUUCUUUAUUGUCUCUGGAAUCCUCUCUGUCCUACAGCGCAAGCAGUCCAUCAAUUGUUGUGCCUCAUUGACCACCCUUCAUGAAUCUGCGAGAGAAAUUCAGGAUAUACAGCAAUCUGAGAGUUCUAUCAGAGGUACUUCAUUACCAGCACGCACUGCAAUGCCUCAUAGUAUUGUACGUGUGCACUCCACACAUACUGGAGAAGAUUCUCCAAACAAAUCACAAAUCCAGACACAUCGUGUAACCUGGGCUCUAUGA